Molecule: messenger RNA, 2385 nt
Organism: Lineus longissimus
Lineage: Eukaryota; Metazoa; Nemertea; Pilidiophora; Heteronemertea; Lineidae
Product: coagulation factor XIII A chain-like
Exons: 13
Coding region: 565-2283 (572 amino acids)
Biological process (GO): peptide cross-linking
Molecular function (GO): protein-glutamine gamma-glutamyltransferase activity
Source: RefSeq, a predicted model, not a curated record
UUCACCGGGGUUGUUCAAAACAAGUUGUGUCGCUAUUAACUUGACGUUAGCUUUAACUCAGCGUUAUCUCCUUUUAAAAGUUAGUGUCCCUGUUUUCAACAACCAUGCCCUAAUACCCAUUUGAACACAACAUCGUAUUGUCUUUUUGUACAACGUUUGUCAACUUUUUUCCUUUCACUUAGAAUGCCAAAUCUAUGCAUGAACAUGAUUUAAUAUCCUUUUAAAUCUAAAUAAUACCUUAAAUGGCCUACCUAUAAUGGAAUUUGUGGCCUUGCUGUUCUGUUGUUCCGUGAACCAGUGGGGCUUUUCUAUAGGCCUGGCCUGGUUCAAUUGGUCGGUUCAAUGCCAACGUUGUGUAGUUAGAAACGUAGUUUGUUGUCACUUGGUGAUAUUUUGGAUGGCGGUUCGGUAUCGACACUAUACCUGGAAUUGCUUACCAGCAAGGGAAACUAGCAAGGGGAAACUUAUUACCAGCAGAGGGAAACUGUUUACCCGAAAAGGGGGAAAGUUCCUUUCUCAAGUCCAAGCCAAGAAGACGAACCCACGUUAACCAAGGAAUAAACGAUGUAUCGUAAUUUCCGAUACGGUGGCGUGGGGAUGCACGGGGCCUUCAUUCGGGGUCCCAAACAGUAUAGCGAAAAUAAAGCCGGGCCACUGAUUAUAGAAAACAUCAACCGCAUGGGCUACCGGAAUCAUGCCGCUCAUCACACGGACGUAUUCGUGAUCAACGUCAACGAUGAAGAUCUGGUUUUGAGGCGUGGUCAGGAGUUCACCAUUGAAUUGCAGUGCAAUAGGAAUUUUGACGUAGACACGGACCUGUUGGAGAUUUCCAUGGAACUAGGCGAAGAAGGAGACUAUAAGAUCGGGACACUCAUCAAUAUUCCUCUCGGCGUUGACCUUGACCCUUUGCACUGGGGCGGGGCAAUCAGAGAUGUCAAGGACGAUUCUGUUGUCGUAGAGAUCAUGUCAAGCUGUGAGAGCAUCAUUGGAGAAUGGACACUAAAGGCGGUCGCCAGGCAGCCAUGGGAUCCGACCUUUGACCCGCCCGCUGCUGAACAGGAUGUGAUCAUGCUGUUUAACCCCUGGUGUCCAUAUGAUGACGUGUACAUGGCAGAUGAGGCCGAGAUCAAUGAAUACGUCAUGAACGAGAACGGUAUCUUGUGGAAGGGUUCACACGACAAGAUGACGCCUGCCAAGUGGCUCUAUGGACAAUUUGAAGAGGUCAGUCUGCGUGCCGCCAUGAUGAUAUUGGGCCUGUCAACAACGGCAAAGAGCUACAUGAAAUCUGCCGCCAUCGUCACGAGGGUUUUAACUCAAAUGGUUAAUGCUAAUGACAAUGAUGGCGGCAUCUUGGUAGGUAGGUGGUCAGGUAAAUACGAGGGCGGGACAAGACCAACUGGUUGGAAUGGCUCAGAGCCAAUCUUGGCGGAAUGGAUAAAAAACAGACGGAGUGUCAAGUACGCGCAGUGUUGGGUCUUCUGUGGAGUCCUGACAACAAUCUGUCGAACCCUUGGCAUCCCUGCCCGCAGCAUCACAAACUACACCUCCGCCCAUGAUACUGAUGGAAGUCUUACCAUAGACUUCCACUUUGAUGCAAGGACCUAUCAGUUCAUGAAGAAGGAGAGCCCCGAUUCGACAUGGAACUUUCAUUGUUGGAACGAAGCUUACAUGAAGCGGGGCGACCUUCCUCCGAAGUACCACGGCUGGCAAGCCAUCGACUCGACACCACAAGAGCUUAGUGGAUCGGCAAUGCGCUGCGGCCCAGCCUCCGUCAAGGCCAUCAAAGAAGGCAAUAUCCUCCAAGAAUUCGACGUUCCCUUCGUCUUCUCAGAGGUGAAUGGCGACGUAGUUUACUGGCUGCUUAAUGACGACGGGUCACGUGAAUUCUUUAGUAAUGAUGCUGAAAGGGUGGGCAAGAAUAUCAGCACGAAGAUGGUGGGCACAGACGAGAGGAAUGACGUCACGAAGGAGUAUAAAGAAGCGGACGACAGUUACAAAGAGCGUAUUGCCUUCUUGUCAGCUCUGCGCUACAGCAAGCCAAAGGACCUAGCCAACAUGGCGUCAGGUCUUUUUGAUACUAACAUCAGUUUUGAGGUUCAAGCGCCUGAGACUGGCGACGUGAAGGCUGUGCUCACUGUCAGGAAUGACUCAACAGAGGAGAGGAACUGUAACUUCAGCGUCACUGUCUUACACUCGAAUGACAUUGGUGAACACCGUGGUGACGUCAAACAUGAACGCGGGAACUAUCAGUGCCGCCCAACUCGACCAAGACGUGGUCCAUGACAAUGACAGCAAAAGAAUGGUUGAACAUUGUGGUGGAUGAUGGGCGUCUGAUGUUCUACAUGGAGGGUCUGGUCAAGGAAACAGGUCACAAGUUCGCAUUCC